This is a messenger RNA of Schizophyllum commune H4-8, 2420 nucleotides long. Its product is annotated as MFS general substrate transporter. Gene Ontology annotation, cellular component: plasma membrane. Gene Ontology annotation, molecular function: carboxylic acid transmembrane transporter activity. Bases 495 to 1964 code for a protein of 489 amino acids. Gene Ontology annotation, biological process: carboxylic acid transport; transmembrane transport. The transcript is spliced from 13 exons. NCBI's taxonomy places the organism in Eukaryota, Fungi, Basidiomycota, Agaricomycetes, Agaricales, Schizophyllaceae. The record is from RefSeq and is a predicted model, not a curated record.
UUCUUAACCACCAUCAUCCACUCAAGAUUCACCGUAGCCUUGCCUUCUAGUGCGUUGUGACUGCGGAUCUCCAGAGAACUUGGCUGUUUGCUGUACUUCUCGGCAUUCACGAUAGUCUAAAGCCGUCCUUCAUCGAACGCGCCUCUGCAGGAUAUGAUCUCUUUCGGCCUUUUAUCCUACCGUACCUGGCACUCUGCAGCUCUCGGCCGUCGAUGCUUCGACCCUCUACGAACGUGUUGCCUACAGGACGCAAAUCAGGUCCUCCCGUCGCACUUAUCGAUACCGACUCCCCACCCUUCACCCGCAAAGUCGCUUAGGAUGGCGCACGUGUGCCCGUUUGCCGCUCAAACGCCUGCAGCGACUGGCUAUUUUUGAGCUCUCUCGAGGUAACGGGUGCUACUAUAAAGACCACCGGAGCAUCAGACUGUCCUUGAAGGCUUUCUCUGCACCAUCCCACUUCCUUGUUGACUUCGUCGCUGUCGUCAACUUCAGUAAUGGCGGACAGCAGCAAACUAGACAAGGCCUUCGGGGAUGAUUCUUCUCUUCCCGAGGCGCGCUAUGCGGCAGAUGAAGAGACGCAGGAGCUAUCGUCGAAGCAGCAGAAGAGCUCCUUCUUCACCAUCCUCGCUUCUGCGUUUGGGCUGAUCAGUGACGGGUACCAGAAUAACCUCAUGACCAUGUCCAAUGUCGUCUUCACCACCCUCUACCCACAAGAUUACACAUCAUCUGUCAAAACGCGCGUGUCCAAUGCCCUUCUCGUCGGCGCCGUCCUCGGCCAAGUCAUCGUCGGAGUGGUCUGCGACCGCCUCGGGCGCAAGUUUGCGCUGGUCGGCACGACGUUGAUGAUUGUGCUGGGCGGGAUUUUGGGCACGGCGGCGCAUGGGGCGGGUGGGAGUGUAGAGGGCUUGUUUUGGUUCUUGACGAUUGCGAGAGGGAUCACUGGUGUUGGCGUCGGUGGGGAAUACCCAGCCUCCUCCACAAGUGCCUCCGAAGCAGCGAACGAAAGGAGCAUCUCCCAACGUGGGCCCCUCUUCAUCAUGGUCACGAAUUUUGUACUUUCGUUCGGCGGCCCCCUCGCCGUCGCCGUCUUUCUUAUCGUCCUCUCCGCCGCAGGGGAGGACCACCUCCCUACCGUCUGGCGCGUCUGCUUCGGGAUCGGUGUCCUGUUACCCUUGACGGUGUUCUAUUUUCGCGUGCGCAUGCUGACGACGAAGUUGUAUCGGGAUGGGGCGAUCAAGCAUCGCGUCCCAUACGUCCUGUCUAUCAAGCGGUAUUGGAAGUCACUCAUCGGAACCUGCGGGGCAUGGUUCUUGUACGACUUCGUGACCUUUCCCAACGGCGUCUUCUCCGGGACAAUCAUUUCGAGCGUCGUGCACGACGCCGAUAUCAAGAAAACGGCGGAGUGGCAGUUGUUGCUGGGUACGAUCGCGCUGCCGGGGGUGUUUGUCGGCGCGCUCCUUUGCAAUCGACUUGGGAGGCGGAAUACGAUGAUGCUGGGCUUCAGCGGAUAUCUUAUUUUCGGCCUCAUCAUCGGCUGCGCGUACGAGAAAAUCACGGGCAUUAUUCCCUUGUUUAUCGUCUUCUACGGCCUCAUGCAAUCCUUCGGCAACCUGGGUCCGGGCAACAUGCUCGGGCUUGUAAGCGCUGAAUCCUACCCAACGCCCAUCCGAGGCACCUUCUAUGGCUUCUCCGCCGCGAUCGGGAAGGUCGGCGCUGCGGUGGGAACGCAGGCCUUUACCCCCAUUCAGGACAACCUUGGGAAAAAGUGGACGUUCAUCAUUGCCGCGAUCUGCGGUGUUACGGGUAUUCUGGUCACCUAUUUCUUCGUCCCGGAUAUGACGGGGGUGGACCUUGGCGACGAGGAUGCUGCAUUUGUGCAGUACCUGAACGAACAGGGGUGGAAUGGAGAGGUCGGCGAGAAGGAAUCGGUGGUGAGCAUAGAUAUGGUGGCCGUGAAACAGUAGCAUAGGUGACAGUGAAUUUUGGAACUUACGACAUUGCGCGUAUGAGGUGGCGCAAAUCACCUAUCGCAGAUGUUCAAGUUGAAAGUUCAACUUCAGCGGUGUAUCUCUGGAUGUUCAUGUUUGUCGAUGUGGGCGCAGGCCCAGACCCGGCUGCACGGAUCGGCCGAACGCCGGACACGGCCGAAGCCGGGAUGUGAUAAGAUUUGAUAAAGUCAGCCGAUAAGAUUGCACACUUGCCUCCUCCUCCCUUGAACUCCUGGGGCUGCCGCCAUCUGAGCAAUGUCGUCCGCCGUGGCACCCGGCUCUGCAUCGUCUUCGACGACACUCUGGGCGACAGGUAGGCCCAGAGCGCGCCCCCGCAAAGCACGUGCUGAGUUUCGCAGCCUCCAAGGAAUGGGUCAUUCCUUCGAAACCAAAGCCGGGCAGGAAGCCCAAGAAAGAGACCAUCCAGGCGAA